This is a messenger RNA of Aspergillus campestris IBT 28561, 948 nucleotides long. Its product is annotated as DNA-directed RNA polymerase core subunit RPC19. The transcript has 5 exons. Lineage: Eukaryota; Fungi; Ascomycota; Eurotiomycetes; Eurotiales; Aspergillaceae. Gene Ontology annotation, molecular function: DNA-directed RNA polymerase activity; DNA binding; protein dimerization activity. Bases 296 to 727 code for a protein of 143 amino acids. Gene Ontology annotation, biological process: DNA-templated transcription. Gene Ontology annotation, cellular component: RNA polymerase I complex; RNA polymerase III complex. The record is from RefSeq and is a predicted model, not a curated record.
CGAUCUUAUAGCUUUACCUUUCCAAUCCAACACAUUGCUCUCGGGAUCAACUCAAUAAGAGAAGAUUCAACCCGCCUCAACCCCACCCCGACAUCAAGACAAGACGAACUUUUCCCCUCCUCCACCCCAAGCACGCACCGUCGCAUCCACCGUGGGUGUCCGAAUCAGAAUAAUCCUCCGCUGGUAGACACCACCGGCUUGUCCCCCUUGCCCCGUCAAAGCGACUCCGUCUCCUCGCCGUGUAACAACAUCUUUCUCCCUCGUGCGACAAGUUUAGACCCCGAACACGAUCACAAUGCCGGGCUCCGUUCACUCCCAGGACCAGGACCAGGACCAGUCCAUGAUGGACGCUGCUCCUCAGGAUCAGGAGCAGCAGAUCGACCAGGAAGAUGAGUUGGAGUUGGAAGAGAAGCGCAUUGUUGUGCUGCCUGGUGCUACUGAGACUGCGGCGUCGUUCCAGUUUGAGGGAGAGGGCCAUACGUUGGGUAAUUCUUUAAGAUAUGCCAUUAUGAAGAACCCCCAAGUCGAAUUCUGCGGCUACACCAUCCCCCACCCCUCGGAGAGUAAAAUGAACCUCCGAAUUCAAACCUACGACACCACCAACGCCAUCGAGGCCCUCGAGAAAGGCCUGGAGUCCUUGAUGGAUCUAUGUGACGUUGUUACGGAGAAAUUCACCUCCGCGCGCGAUUCGUUCAACGCUGCCGAGGCGGAUAAGAUGAGCUCGUGAUGUUGACGUGCUUGUAGAUAAAUUAUCUUGUUUUUCUUCUUCUUCUUUCUUGUUCACUUGAACUUUUCCCACUUUUUGUUUUUAUGACAUGUGAUGUUGUUUCUGGCGUUGUGUAUAGAAAAGCUGCAUUUGUCUCUUUUUCUCUGGGGGGCUAUAUAUUUUGCUUCUUCAUUUUCUUUUUUCCUUCCUAUAUAUGUGCCUGAUAAUACGAUCUGAGUUCC